AUGGAGGCGGUGAGCGGUAGGGCCCCCCGGUUCGGUUUGAACGAGUCGCCGUCCACCGCUUGCAUCGCAUCGGUGAAUUCGUUCACGAGGUUGCUCGACCCGUGCUCGACCCCCUCGAACGAUCCCAAGCUCUCGCCCGCGUCGCACAUCAUGCAGCAGCAAGGAGGCGGCCAGGGCGGCCAGGGCGGUCCCCCCGGCGCACACGGCGGUCCCCCCGCGGGGAUGCCCAUGAUCUACGGCCAGCCCUACGGUCAGUUUCCCCAGGGCGCGCCCCACCCCGGCGAUCCCAACGCGCAGCAGCAGUGGCAGCAGCAGGCUCGCGCGGCUCAGCUGCAGCAGGCGCAGCUGCAGGCGUACCACAUGCAGUCGCACCAGGUCAACCAGCACCACCAGCAGCAGCUCCGCAUGUUCUGGCAGCAGCAGAUGCAGGAGAUUGAGUCUGGGUCCGACUUUAAGAACCACCAGCUGCCCCUCGCGAGGAUCAAGAAGAUCAUGAAGUCCGACGAGGACGUUCGGAUGAUCUCGAGCGAGGCGCCCGUGCUGUUCGCCAAGGCGUGCGAGAUGUUCAUCUUGGAACUCACGCUCCGAUCGUGGAUCCACAGCGAGGAGAACAAGAGGCGAACGCUGCAGCGCAACGACAUCGCCGCGGCGAUCACCAAGACGGACAUCUUCGACUUCCUCGUCGACAUUGUCCCGAGGGAUGACUUCAAGGAGGACGGCAUGAAUGUUCCCAGGGCGCCCCCCGCGGCUGUGGCGUUGGGUGCGCCGGGAGGUGACGGCCAGGGCGCGGGAGGCACGGGGGCGGUGCCGGCCGUGCCGUACAACCCGGGGAUGUAUUACAUGCAGCCGCCGCCGGGGACGAUGGCGGGCGGGCAAUGGCCGCCGCAGAUGUCGCAGGAUCCCAACCAGUACCAGAUGCCCCCCAAGCAAUGAUCGCGGGAAAUUAGGGCGAGGGGGUAAACAAACGGUCAAGGGGAUACGUAAACGUCGCGCGCGACGCGACGAAACCGGAUGGGGACUUAAUACGCUGGGUUGAAACAUAGCCGGAGUUUUUGGAACAAAACAUUUUAGCAA
Micromonas commoda is the source of this 1074-nucleotide messenger RNA. RefSeq lists its product with no specific name. Lineage: Eukaryota; Viridiplantae; Chlorophyta; Mamiellophyceae; Mamiellales; Mamiellaceae. The transcript has 3 exons. The record is from RefSeq and is a predicted model, not a curated record. Gene Ontology annotation, molecular function: protein heterodimerization activity; DNA binding; DNA-binding transcription activator activity, RNA polymerase II-specific. Gene Ontology annotation, biological process: regulation of DNA-templated transcription. Bases 1 to 933 code for a protein of 310 amino acids. Gene Ontology annotation, cellular component: nucleus.